This is a messenger RNA of Corythoichthys intestinalis (scribbled pipefish), 1806 nucleotides long. Its product is annotated as vertebrate ancient opsin-like. Lineage: Eukaryota; Metazoa; Chordata; Actinopteri; Syngnathiformes; Syngnathidae. The record is from RefSeq and is a predicted model, not a curated record. The coding region runs from base 1 to 1221 and encodes 406 amino acids. The transcript has 4 exons. Gene Ontology annotation, cellular component: photoreceptor outer segment; plasma membrane. Gene Ontology annotation, biological process: cellular response to light stimulus; G protein-coupled receptor signaling pathway; visual perception. Gene Ontology annotation, molecular function: G protein-coupled photoreceptor activity.
AUGCUCUUGUCCAACGCAAGCCUGCGAUUCUGCGCGAGCUUCAACAGCGCCCUGCACGCCGAGGAAGGGCACCUGGACCCGGGGGGCGGCUCUCAGCGCUCCACCCUCACUCCGACAGGGAAUCUCAUCGUUGCCGUGUGCUUGGGCUUCAUCGGCACUUUUGGACUUAUGAACAACUUGCUGGUGCUGGUCCUCUACUACCGCUACAAGAUACUGCGCUCGCCUAUCAACUUGCUCCUGAUGAACAUUUCCAUCAGCGACCUGCUGGUGUGCGUCCUGGGGACGCCGUUCAGUUUCGCGGCCAGCACGCAGGGAAGGUGGCUCAUUGGCACCAAGGGAUGCGUGUGGUACGGCUUUGCCAACUCUCUCUUUGGCAUUGUGUCCCUCAUCUCUUUGGCUGUCCUCUCCUAUGAGCGCUACAGCACCAUGAUGACCCCCACUGAAGCGGACUCAUCUAACUACUGCAAGAUCUGCCUGGGCAUCUCCCUCUCUUGGGUGUAUUCCCUCAUCUGGACUCUGCCUCCACUUUUUGGCUGGAGCCGCUAUGGUCCAGAAGGUCCAGGGACCACCUGUUCAGUGAACUGGAAAGCCAAGACUGCAAAUAACAUAUCUUACAUCAUUUGUCUGUUUAUCUUCUGCCUCAUUGUUCCACUGUUGGUGAUCGUGUUCUGCUAUGGAAAGCUGCUAUGCGCCAUCAGACAGGUGAGGGGGGUUAAUGUGUCGAUGAGCAGGAAACGGGAGCAGCGAGUCUUGUUCAUGGUGGUAAUCAUGGUGAUCUGCUACCUUUUGUGCUGGCUGCCUUAUGGUAUAAUGGCCCUUUUGGCCACUUUUGGACCACCUGGGCUCGUCACGCCUGAAGCAAGCAUCAUUCCUUCGGUCCUGGCAAAGACGAGCACAGUCAUCAACCCGGUGAUAUAUGUCUUCAUGAAUAAACAGUUUUACAGAUGCUUCCAAGCACUAUUACAUUGUGAGGAUCCUCGGCGAGGCUCCAGUGUGAAGAGCUCAUCAAAGGUCGCCACCAAGCCGAUGAGGGCCGGCGCAUUGACUGGUCCUCGUUGUACAAACGACUUUCUGAUCAUGGUAGCUUCACUAGGUCAGCCAGCUGCUGCAAUACCUCAACUGGAAGCUCCCCUCGAACCGACGUUUGACGUUACAAAGGCCGCUUCUUCAGACAUAAACCUACCUGUUGUUGUGUCCCUAGUGGACCACCUUAAUGGUUGACUAUGACCAUGUCAUCAGCAAAAACACUAUGUCUUCAGCCUAUAAAUAAUUAUUAAUAAAAGGUGCUGUCGAUGUGUUUGGUACAACGCAGGAGUGCAAUAUGCCAGUUCCGACCAAUAGAAUGCUGGUGUUACCUCUCUGUCCAGGUUGCUACAGGCAACAAAGAACAGUCAUGGGGGACAUUUUGGGACUUGCUCUUGGAAAAUAUGACCAUAACCGAUUUUACUGUACAUUUAUGCCAGUGGUGUCAAACCAAUUUACCUUUUGUAAAAGCUAGCCCCACUUAGUUACGGUUGCUAAACCGACAAGCGUCAUGACUCCGAUGGCACAAGCCAUUGUAGGCAAACAGGUGUACACCGCAUUGUUUUAAGUGAUUAACUUCAGAGCAAUACCAAUGCAACAUCCAUGAGGGAAAACGAUUUGGGUCUUUUUUUUUUCUUCUUUCAAUUCAAUUAAUUUCUUUGAUAUGAAGCUUCAACAGAGGUGACGCGUUAUGAUCAACCAAACCUAACAAAACUGCAAAAUCGGAUUUUUAAGGGAGGUAAAAAUAAAAUUGCUUACCACGGCUGAAAUUUCCGCCACUGG